Molecule: messenger RNA, 1217 nt
Organism: Populus trichocarpa (black cottonwood)
Lineage: Eukaryota; Viridiplantae; Streptophyta; Magnoliopsida; Malpighiales; Salicaceae
Exons: 7
Coding region: 83-979 (298 amino acids)
Biological process (GO): ribosomal small subunit assembly; rRNA processing
Cellular component (GO): CURI complex; UTP-C complex
Source: RefSeq, a predicted model, not a curated record
AGGGAGGUAAAUAAAGUGGUGGCACCCUGGUUUUCGCGUUCUUCUCGAGCAGCGACGCUCUAAGAGAAAGCGGGAGAGAGAGAUGGGGAGCUUGAAAGAAAUAGUAGACAAGAAGCAGAAGAAGAAAAGGAACAAGAAGGCUAACGAUAGCGAUUUCAGUGAAAAGGAUGUAAUGAUAAAAACAGAGGAUAGAAGGAAUAAAGUGAACAAGUCUGCCGAGAAGAAGAAGAAGAGGAAAAGGGAAAAGGGAAAUAACGUUGAUGGUGGUGAUACUAUUUGGAUCAGUAAAGAAGAUGAUGAGACUAAAGCAGAAGGAGAAAAGAAAAGGAACAAACUAAGAAAAAAGACAAAAAGAAGUGGGGAGCAAAAUAAUGCUGUGGUUGGGAAAUCUGAUCAGCUUGGUGCUGAGUCUGAAGAUGGUUUUAAUGAACUAAAAGGUAAAUCCAAGAAAUCUAAGAAAAAGAAAAGGGAGCAUGACACAUCGAAGGAGGAUGAGAAUAUGCUGGAAAAGAGGGGAGAGACCAAUCAGGAUGAGGCUUGUUGUAUUUCUUCUGGGGAUGAGGACUACUCAAAAGGAAUGAAAAAGUGGCUUACAGAAUAUCAUCAAAGUAGACCAGGUCUGAAGGUGCUGCAACAAAGAUUAGAUGAGUUCAUAAUUGCCCAUGAGGAAAAACUUGAACAGGAAAGAAAAGAAAGAGAAGCCCAAGCUGCAGAAGGGGGAUGGACAGUUGUUAAACAUCACAAAGGAAGGAAAAAGACAACAGAUUCUGAAAGUGGAAUUACCGUGGGCUCUGUUGCUCCAGCUGCUGUGGAGAAUCAGAUGACCAAGAAAAAGCCCAAGGAAGUUGGGCUAGAAUUUUAUCGGUUUCAGAAAAGAGAAGCUCAGAGGAGUGAAAUUAUGGCACUUCGAAGCAAAUUUGAGGAGGACAGAAAGCGGAUUCAACAAUUGAGAGCUGCUAGGAAGUUUCGACCUUACUGAGUGCUGCAGAGGCCAUGCAGAUAGAUACAAACCGGAAUGUGAAGCAUCUAGGGGUUUAAUUCUAAGCGCCUAAAACUUUUGCAUCUGUUAAAUUAAUUAGAGAUCAUUAUCUGCAUUCUUGAGUUAUCAUAACUCUCUACGACAAUGAGCAAUUUUCAGGUGAUCAACUGAAAUGUCAAAUUUUACAAUGUUGCUGAAGCAACCUUUUUCAUGUUAUAUGAUACUUUCUUCUUGUAAA